This is a messenger RNA of Pollicipes pollicipes, 2087 nucleotides long. RefSeq names its product kelch like ECH associated protein 1 (gene Keap1). The coding region runs from base 228 to 2087 and encodes 619 amino acids. Gene Ontology annotation, molecular function: protein binding. NCBI's taxonomy places the organism in Eukaryota, Metazoa, Arthropoda, Thecostraca, Pollicipedomorpha, Pollicipedidae. The transcript has 11 exons. The record is from RefSeq and is a predicted model, not a curated record.
GUUCUGCGCGGUGGACGUGUGGGAGGGUGGUGGAUGUCAGGCUGUUUCCAGAUGAACCUUAGUGCAUAUGUUCGAAUACGCUCGUACGUGUUUGGUGCCUUUGUUGAAUACCUCUAGAGUGGGCUUUAUUGAGAAGUCUGCUUGGUCGCCACCAUACUAUUAGGAAAGGCCUGCAUUUCGACAUCUUCGAAGUCGUCAAGCGGUAUCAAAUGACGUGACAAUCCGCGAUGUCCGACCGAGGGGAAGGGGAUGGUCCGGUGGCCGGCCCCGCCGAGGGGGCCGCCAGGCCGUGCCGUGGCAACUGCUUCAAGCCGAGAAAGUCGGUUGAGAACAGGAACACCAGGGAGAUGCACUUCAAGAUGCCCAAGUACCUGACGGACGCCUUCAAGACGAUGUUCAAGAUGCGCGGUGACGGCUUGCUGACGGACGUGGUUCUCGAGCUGGAGAGUGAGGACGUCAAAGCGCACAAGCUUGUUCUGGCUGCAGCGAGUCCUUAUUUCAAGGCCAUGUUCACCAGCGGUCUGCGAGAGAGCUCCAUGAGCUCCAUCAAGCUGCAGGGCGUGUGCACCUACACCUUCAGCCGCCUGCUGCUGUUCGCCUACACCGGCGAGAUCACCGUCAACGAGCAGACGGUGUGCGCCCUGCUGCCAGCCGCCACCAUGUUCCAGAUGCAGCACGUGGUCGAGGUGUGCUGCAACUUCCUCAGGAACCAGCUGGAGCCGAGCAACGCUAUCGGCAUCGCCACCUUCGCCGAGCAGCACGGCUGCAUGGAGCUGCUACACACGGCCACGCAGUUCAUCGAGCAGCACUUCACUCAGAUCGUGCAAGAAGAGGAGUUCCUCAUGCUCAAUCCGACGCAGCUGAUCAAGCUGAUCCACCGAGACGAGCUGAACGUGUUCGAUGAGCGAGACGUGUACGCGGCUGUGGUCAAGUGGGUCAAGUACGACGAGAAGACGCGCCAGCCCAAGAUGGAGUGCAUCAUGCGCUCGGUGCGUUGCGAGCUGCUGCCGCCGCGCUAUCUGAAGGACCAGCUGGAGAACCAGCCGCUGCUGCAGGGCUCGGAAAACUGCCGCGAGUACCUCGCCAACAUCUUCAGAGAGCUGACGCUGCACAGGACGCAGGGCAUCAAGGAGCGCACGCCUAACGCGCCGUGCGUCAUCUACGUGGCCGGCGGCUACCUGCGCUUUAGCCUAGACAAGAUGGAGUGUUACGCGCCCUGUGACCGGGUCUGGCACGAGCUGGCGCCACUGCCGGACGCGCGCUCCGGCCUUGGCGGCGCCUUCAUGGGCGGCCUGCUGUACGUGGUCGGCGGCCGGAAAAACAACCCCACAGGCGUGCUGGACAGUAACCGUGUCGACUGCUACAACCCGAUCACGAACGCGUGGCGCGCGUGCCCUGGCACGCUGGUGCCGCGCAGCCGCCUGGGCGUGGCGCUGCUCGACGGCUACCUGUACGCCGUCGGUGGCUCCAACGGACAGCAGUUCCUCAACAGCGUGGAGAGGUACUGUCCGGACAAGGAGUUCUGGACGCUGAUGCAGCCCAUGUCGACGCCGCGCAUGGGGCUGGGCGUGGCCAUGGUGAACCGGCUGCUGUAUGCCGUCGGCGGUUACGACGGCACGGCCCGGCUGCGCACCGCCGAGUGCUACCACCCGGAGGAGAACAGCUGGACGCCCAUACCGCCCAUGAACACACCGCGCAGCGGCAUAGGCAUCGGCGUCAUUGACCGGUUCGUGUACGUGGUGGGUGGCUACGACGGCAACCAGCAGCUGCGCACCGUCGAACGCUACGACACGGAGGAGCGCCGCUGGGAGAUGGUGGCGCCGCUGCCCGCCCCCAAGUCGGCGCUCAGCGUAGCUGUCGACGAGGGCAAGCUGUACGCACUCGGCGGCUUCGACGGCAACCACUUCGUCAGCUCGGUGGAGAUGUACGACCCGGCGCGCGACGCGUGGACGGCGUGCGCGCCGAUGACGGAGGCACGCUCCGGACACGUGUCGGCCGCCUCCGUGCGGCCCUGCUUCGUGCACACGGACCCGUGCCUGCUGGACCGGCGGCAGGCCGGCGGCGGCCAGCACGGCGCUUGCGAGUAA